AUGAUGGCAGAUGUCAACGCUGGCCAGUGUAAACCUUGCAAUCGCAACGAAGUUCUAGGCCCGGCCGAUCAAAAUUCUUCAUCAGAAGUUCUAGUUACAGUCAAUGUGCACCAAAGUGGCUCGACAUGCUGGAUUAGCCACGUUUUACGGGAUGCUCUACGCGUCUUGUACCACCUUGAGAUGGUUGAUGGUCGUCAUCAAACCAGUCAGAUACGAUACGUCAGCAUCACAACUACCACAAUCAUCAACACCAGCACCACCAUCUUCUACUUCUCUGCAGAAAUCAUGCAUCAACAUAGUUUUAUCCUGGAUCCUUCACCGAUGCAAUCGAUCGCAGAAUAG
Morchella importuna is the source of this 342-nucleotide messenger RNA. RefSeq lists its product as uncharacterized. The record is from RefSeq and is a predicted model, not a curated record. Bases 1 to 342 code for a protein of 113 amino acids. Lineage: Eukaryota; Fungi; Ascomycota; Pezizomycetes; Pezizales; Morchellaceae. The transcript has 7 exons.